Messenger RNA from Prorocentrum cordatum, 1413 nucleotides. Lineage: Eukaryota; Dinophyceae; Prorocentrales; Prorocentraceae. The record is from the annotation of a GenBank genome assembly.
GCCGCUCGCGGGGUGGGCUGCAGCCAGCCCACACUGUACGUGCUGCUACCCCGCGAGCGGCUGCUCGCGCAAGGCUUCCACACCACGUGGCGUCGGGCCCUCGCCAUAGGGUUCGCCUUCUCUUUCUUGGGCGACACAAGGCUGCUGGAGUGGGCCCUCGAGUCGCCCAUUCUGGCCGCCAACGCGAGUCACCCUCUCUCGCGCAACGAGCAUAUCUCCCCGAGGCUGAGCUUUACUGAGUGCGUUGGCCUGUCUAUGAGCUCGGUGCACAAUUGGAGUCGGAUGUACCGCAACACGGGCGGAGGCCAGGGCGAAGUCGUACUGAUGUUGAUGAGGCUUUAUCCGUUAAAAAGCGACAUGAGGUGGAUCUAUGUUCGGCCAGACCGAAGUUUGGGCUCCGUCGACAUCGAGGAUCGGGCGAGGAUCACCGCCGAACGACAGCCGAACGCCACCUACGCCCACUUCCCCGCCCUGUCCGCCGAGGAGAAGACGGCGGCGAUCGAGGCGGGCACCGAGAAGCAGCUCAGUAUGGAGUUUGGCCUCGUCUUUUUCGCCUGGAGAGCCGCGCUGUACUUCAGGGCCUGGCAUUGGGCCAAGUGGGCGGUGGAGAAGCUGGACGACUCGCACACAUUCCUGAUGGAGCUGGACGGCUUCAGGGCCUACCUGUGCGACCUCUACCAGGACGGUCGGCUGGAGUUGCCGAUGUUGCUCUUCUCCUUCCUGAUGGCUUCCACCCCCGUGUUCUGGAGUUGGUGCUGCCGCCGUGGCUUGCCCAGGCUUGGCGGCGCCAGCCCUCCAGGGAGCGAUGUGGACAGCAAUGGGGAGGCCGGGCAUUCGGUUCACGAGUCGGACUCGGAGUCGGAGGGAAGCAAGGAAGUCUCGGAUAUAAGGUCUCGGCGGAGAAGGUUGGUGAACAUCGGGCCGCUGCGCGAGUCCUUGAAGGAUCUCAGGGUGCGCCUGAUGGAGAAAUUGACAAAGCUGAAAUCGGCCCCGACGUUCGAGCUGCCCCCAGGGCUGACGGCCCGCGUCGCCCCCGACCUCUCAGUCCAGACCUACGGCAAGUAUGGCAGCAUGGGCAAGUUCGCGACGGACUGGGCCAAUCAGAGGGAGCUCUACAAUAAUCUCAUCGGCCACGAGAUGCUCUUACACUGCCUGACCUUGGAUCGCAUGCUGGGGGCGUCCCCCGACUUCCUCGCGACAGCAGGCUGCGAGAUCCUGCGUUCGAGGGUCUAUGCGCUGAAGCGGGCCUUCGAGGAUCUACGCCCGAUGUCCGACUUGAAGCAGCCCCGCGGUGCAUCAGCCAACAAGUGGAAGUCGAAGGAUCUCGCCGCGCGGCCGCAGCAGAAGGCGCCGUUCCAGAAGUACCUGCACAAGGCAGGCUCCGAGGGCGCCAAGGUGGAGGAGGAGGGCUGA